Molecule: messenger RNA, 3032 nt
Organism: Linum tenue
Lineage: Eukaryota; Viridiplantae; Streptophyta; Magnoliopsida; Malpighiales; Linaceae
Source: the annotation of a GenBank genome assembly
GGAGUGUAAAGAUAAUCCCUCCCCACCCGCAUUAAUCCCAACCACACAAUAAUUCGGUCCCAAAUCAACUAACCCAUCUCAAGCCGUUAUUUUAGCCUUUGUUAAGAAACAAUAAUAAGCUGCCAUCUGGGCAUUUAGCCGGCCCUCAAAAUCUGAAUUCCUAAAUUAGGCUCCCUUCGUCUCGUAAGAGGGAGGAGAGCGCCCAAGAAAAAUGAGUGACUCCAGGGAAAGUUCUCCAGAUUGGCUUCGCUCCUUCCAGGCUCCAACUUAUUCGCCGGUGGCUAUAUCAUCGGGGUCCAGUUUAUCUCUGAAUGACAGUCCUGAAAGGGUGGAUCUAGCCAACUCCCAGUCACUAGAAAGUGAGAACGUUCCUGAUUCAGAUGGUGAAAAUGGUGGUCAGUCUCCAUCAGACGAGGUUUCCAAAGCCAAGGCAUCAAGAAAGAAGCCAAAAGAAGACUACACUUCACCUGGGAAGAAGAAGAAAAAAAACAACAGUAUUGCACAUGAAGAUGCUGUAGAUGCUGAGGGAUCAGCACCAACCAGGGUCUCAGAUGACUUUAUUUUGGCCCUGUCUUCGGAUUCCGAGUCUUCUCCUGAUGGUAAACCAAGAGCAAAAGCAAGAAGAUUAUGUAGUCCAAAGAAGGAAAAUGAUAAGGAUGCAGCAUUAGUUGGUAGCAGUGAGAACUCUGUACCGAAGAAGGUUCCAAAAGAAAAAUCUCCCAAAAAGAAAUCAAAACUAGAGGAUGAUACUCUACAUAAGAUAAAUAGGAUGGAUGACCUGCAGAAGAAGGGAGGAAAUGAGGACCUGGAAGCACCAGAAGAGGACACAACUGAGAAGCCUAUUAGUUCCCGGGUUUCUACCUCAAGCUUAUCUCUGGUACUAUCCGAGAAAGUCCAACGUUCAAAGGCACUUGUUGAGUGUGAUGGAGAUUCCGUUGAUUUAAGUGGGGAUAUGGGGGCUGUAGGACGCAUAAUGGUACAAGAUAGCCCCGCUGGAAAUAGUGACAUGUACUUCGAUCUGAAAGGAACAAUAUACAGAACAUCAAUUGUUCCGUCCAGGACAUUUUGUGUUGUUAGCUUUGGCCAAUCAGAGGCAAAGAUAGAAGCCAUUAUGAAUGACUUCAUUAAGCUAACACCACAGUCCAAUGUUUAUGAAGCUGAAACAAUGGUUGAAGGAACACUUGAGGGUUUCUCUUUCGAUUCAGAAGACGAAACAGAAAAAGUGCAGAGGAAAGCUUCUCAUCCAUAUCAGAAUGAGGGCAUUGAAGAACAGCCCAAUGGUGGGGGGAAAGCCAAGGCGAAAGCGGAUAAGUCAUCAGGUUUUGAUAAGAAGAAAAGCAAGAGUGCAGGAGGGAAGUCUAAUCCAACAAAGCGAGCAACAAAGAGAAAUCAAGCUUCGAAGAGAGCUAAAGCCAAGAAAUGAAUUUCCGCUAAACUGUUAUGAUGCGAAUGCAUGUCCUUCACUUGGGUUUCCUUUGAUAUUUGCUGUCCAGAUGCUGACCUUGGUAGCUACUUUGAGUUGGUUAGAAGUUGAAUUGUCUGCAUAAUGUGCUAGAAGAAAGGAAUUUGUUACGUGAGCCAAUGAAUGUAUUCUAUUCAAAUGCCUAGUAAGUUUUGUUUAGUUUGGUGUGUUCUUAUGAUGUCUCGUACAAAUACUGUAUGGAGUAUGGUGUCCUAACACUUGAAGAACACUACAAUUGGGAUCAUUUCAUUCAUAAAUUAACUGUAUAAGAGACAGCUGUGAGUGAUUCAUGUCUUGUUCAUCAGAAAUGCUUCAUACGAGGAUCAAUGGAAGAAUGCCAAAGAUAAACGUGAGCAGGACAAUAAUUUGAGGAGGCGGGAGAGCGUUUGAGGUGGAAAUCAUCCCAGCGGCUCCCCCUUGGCUGUUCUUCCGUGUUACCGGACCACCAAAUGUCUCAGAAGAAGAUGCACCGGUCAGUGGGUCGGGAUUAUGGUAAUUGUUGUUAUUGGAAGGGCAGAAGGUUAUUGCGUAGUCGUAAGCUUUGCAGGUGAAGGUGCUGGUUCCAUCGUCGAAGGCAUAGCUGUAAGCGCGGGGGCAGGCUCGCUUGAAGAUAGUAGAGUAGAAGGAUGGCCGGCAGGUGUUGGGGUUGGCAAACUGGCCGCUGCAACAGUACUGGUCCAGGCCGAAUGCCUCACAAGCACUCUUGCACGCUAUCACUCCUCCCUCACCGUCAAUACCAUCGAUCGUACUGGCGCUGACCACCUGAAGCUCCUUGGGGCACCCUAGGUUGAGGUCAGAAGCACAGCCAGUGGCGUUACAAGCUCCGUUGACGCCCACGGGCGUAGCGAUCAUAGGAAGAUUGUAUCCAUCAACGAUGCUGACAUCGUAAAAGUCUUUAUCAUUGUAGCCUUUGCCGAGUGUUAUCUCGAAUAAGGAAGCAGGAGGGGUGGCACCAUUGCCGUUGCACUCCAGUUUCCCUCCGCAGUCGCCGGUUUGACAGGUACCAACACCAGAUUGAUCGAAGGAGCAGCCCGUUCUCGCCCAUAUACGCCCGGACCAUCCUGGGAUGGUGGGGAUUCGAGCCGUCUGGCCCGUGUCAAGGCGAAACCCGGUGGUCUGGAGCUGCGGGGUGCCCGAGCCUGCUAGCGUUCCAGGCCAUAUGGGAUGGGGGCAAUUGUUGGUCAGGGUGAAGCCGCAAGAAUGGGAGGGACGAGCCAAAACGCACAAGGAGAAAACCACAAUGGGAACGAGGAGGAGGAUAUUCCAAUUCAUCAAGGCGAAUUAGUUGGUUAUUGAGGGGAUUCUAAUUGGCAAGGGGACGAGCUAGCUGGUAAUUAUGGAUCGAUUUGCAUGGCGGAUGGGCUAUUUGUAGAUGGGGAUGGGGGCUUGCCUUGUAUUGUUGGGUCUUAGCGGGAGAGGGAAUCUAACAACGACGAAAUUAACCCAAAAGUGAAGCGCUACGUUGCUUUGCUGAGGUUAGCCGCAACGCCACUUUUUUGGGUUUAGUAUUUUUCUUACUCAUGCUCACCUCACCAUGAAGCAAAAGCUAUUCCUUAUCCAUUUCUUGAGU